Aphanomyces astaci is the source of this 842-nucleotide messenger RNA. Its product is annotated as peptidyl-prolyl cis-trans isomerase 1. NCBI's taxonomy places the organism in Eukaryota, Oomycota, Saprolegniomycetes, Saprolegniales, Verrucalvaceae. Bases 36 to 551 code for a protein of 171 amino acids. The transcript has a single exon. The record is from RefSeq and is a predicted model, not a curated record. Gene Ontology annotation, biological process: protein peptidyl-prolyl isomerization; protein folding. Gene Ontology annotation, molecular function: peptidyl-prolyl cis-trans isomerase activity.
UUCAUUUUGGAAUUUCCCAUCUCAAGCAUCUUACCAUGGUCAACCCUUCCGUUUUCUUCGACAUGACCAUUGGCGGCGAACCUGUUGGCCGCAUCGUCAUGGAAUUGUACGCCGACAAGGUCCCCCGCACUGCGGAAAACUUUCGCGCGUUGGCCACUGGUGAAAAGGGUGUCGGCAAGUCUGGCAAGCCUUUGCACUUCAAGGGCUCUGCGUUCCACCGCGUGAUCCCCAACUUCAUGUGCCAAGGCGGUGACUUCACCCGCGGCAACGGCACCGGCGGUGAAUCCAUCUACGGCGAAAAGUUCGCGGACGAAAACUUCAGCGGCGUGCACGACGUGCCCGGUGUGUUGUCCAUGGCCAACGCCGGCCCCAACACCAACGGCUCGCAAUUCUUCAUCUGCACUGUGGCUACCCCCUGGUUGGACGGCAAGCACGUCGUGUUCGGCCGCGUCACCGAAGGUUUGGACGUUGUGUCCAAGAUUGAAUCGUUCGGUUCCCAAUCUGGCCAAACCAAGAAGCCCGUUGUGAUUGCCAACUCCGGCCAAUUGUAAACGGCAUAAUACGAUUACUACUUCACACAAACUACAUUCUACGAUCCCCGUCUAUUUGGUUUCUCAAUGCUUGGCCAUCCCAAACGAUCUCCGCCAAGUCCAGUCAAGAAUGACAUUGAUAUUCCUUCAUUGUCGAGUCAACGGGGUCCAUGGAGGAGGCAAUGAUGGCGGUCUUGGCUACAGCGCUCGUGUGGUCUCUUCCGUAGACGUCUAUGGUCAACACCAUCGAAUGGGCUGUGACGUGUUUUCAUCUCUCGUUGGCAUGUUCUAACAAGCGCAUUUGCAUUGCAC